UUAGGGAUAAAUCAGUAGUUUAUUAGCAACAAAACACAUCUUCGGCCCAAUUUUUCUGUUAAUUGUGUUUUUAAUCAUCGAUAGAUAAACCCUAAUUUGUUUUCCGAAAAGAGAAUAGGUUACUCAAAUAACUGGUUAGGGCUUGGAUCCGCGCGUAUGGAAGCAGGUUUCUCCCAUCGAAGGCAAAGCAGAAAGAACGGAAAGGGCUUUCUCAAUUUCUCAAUGAAGUAUUGUCCUUCCAUUUAGAUCUUUGCUGGAUCAUUGAGACAAACCUUUGCAUCUUUCAUAUGCGUGAUACUUUUGGACAUGUGAAACAAUUGUUUUCUGGAGCUGAAAUCUGAAUGUUGCUGCAAUAAUUAUGGAUUCUUCUGCUGUCGUGGGUAGCACAAUUUCAGAGCCUCAUAAUGAUAUGGAAUUUGAAUCUCAUGAAGCGGCAUAUGCAUUUUACAAAGAAUAUGCUAAGUCUGCAGGGUUUGGCACUGCUAAGUUGAGCAGUCGGCGGUCCAGGGCAUCAAAAGAAUUUAUUGAUGCCAAAUUUUCAUGUAUAAGAUAUGGUAAUAAGCAGCAAUCUGAUGAUGCAAUUAAUCCACGCCCGUCUCCAAAAAUUGGUUGUAAAGCAAGCAUGCAUGUGAAGAGAAGGCUAGAUGGUAAAUGGUAUGUCUAUAGCUUUGUGAAGGAGCAUAAUCAUGAGCUUUUACCAGCUCAAGCUCAUUUUUUCCGGAGUCACAGGAGUUCUGAUCCACUAAGUAAUGAUGUUCGAAUGCGAAGGCGGAAGAACUCAAAUGCAGUUUCUAAAUUAUUUACUGCAAAUCAGAAUGUUGAUUGCUUAGAGAACUUUGUGAAACAUCAACAUGAUAAAGGACGGAGUUUGGUUCUAGAAGCAGGACAUGCUCACUUGCUUCUUGAACUCUUCAUGCACAUGCAGGAAGAGAAUCCAAAAUUCUUCUAUGCAGUUGAUUUGAAUGAAGAACAUCGACUAAGAAAUGUGUUCUGGGUUGAUGCUAAAGGCUUGGAAGAUUUUACUUAUUUUUCUGAUGUUGUUUCUUUUGACACAACAUAUUUUACAAGCAAAUAUAAAAUACCAUUGGUAUUGUUCAUUGGAGUAAACCAUCAUAUUCAACCAACAUUGCUUGGUUGUGCAUUGAUUGCUGAUGAGACAAUAUAUACUUUUGCCUGGUUACUGCAAACAUGGCUCAUAGCAAUGGGAGAACGAACUCCACAAGUGUUUCUCACUGACCAAAACGAGGCUAUUAAAGCAGCUGUUGCUGCAUUUCUUCCAGGAACACGUCAUUGUUUUUGUUUGUGGCAUAUUUUGGAAAAGAUACCAAAACAACUGGAAUUUCUCGGUGCGUGGCAUGAUAGCUUUUUGGAAAAAUUUAACAACUGUAUAUACAAAUCAUGUACAGAGGAGCAAUUUGAUAAGAGAUGGUGGGAGUUGGUUGAUGACUUUAACCUUAGAGAUGUUGAGUGGGUUCAAUCCUUAUAUGAUGACCGUACAUGUUGGGUGCCAACUUUUAUGAAAGAUAUUUCCUUUGCUGGCUUGUCUACUAGUUCACGCUCAGAAAGUUUAAAUUCAUUGUUUGACAAAUAUAUCCAAGUUGAUACUUCAUUGAGAGAUUUUAUAGAACAGUAUAGAGUGAUUCUUGAAGAUAGGCAUGAAGAGGAAGCCAAAGCAAAUUUUGAUGCCUGGCAUGAAACACCUGACCUGAAGUCUCCUUCCCCUUUUGAAAAGCAAAUGUUGUUAGUUUACACACAUGAAAUUUUUAGAAAGUUCCAGGUUGAGGUUUUGGGUGCCGCUGCUUGCCAUCUUAAGAAAGAAAAUGAUUGCAUGACUACUACUUAUACUGUGAAAGACUUUGAAAACAACCAAACUUAUAUGGUAGAAUGGAACACAUCAACCUCAAAUAUAUGUUGUUCAUGUCAUUUGUUUGAAUAUAAAGGUUAUCUCUGUAGACAUGCUAUUGUUGUUCUACAAAUGUCUGGUGUUUUCAGCAUUCCACCAAAGUAUAUAUUGCAAAGAUGGACAAAUGCUGCUAUGAGCAGGCAUCCUAUUGGUGGAAAAAUGGAAGAGGUUCAAUCAAAGGUGCGGCGAUUCAAUGAUUUGUGUAGACGGGCCAUAAUAUUAGGUGAAGAAGGUUCUUUGUCACAAGAAAGUUACUAUAUGGCUUUAGGUGCCAUAAGUGAGGCACUAAAGCAAUGUGCAAACUUAAACAGUUCUGUUGAGAAUGGUAUGAGACCUGAUGCCUCAAGUACCCAUGUUGUUUGUAAUGUUGAAAAAGAAUAUCAAUCUAUUAUUACAUCUAACAAUAAGAUCCCUGAUCCAAAACUGAAUACGGGAAAGAAAGCUGUGAGGACUGGUAUGGCUGGUAGGAGUCUAGGAAGUGUUGAAAACAGUGAAGGAAAUAAAGGAAAGGUAUCUCAGGUCGAAGAAGGUAUGGUGAAAGAUGGUUUUCAACAAAUGGAGCUGAUUGAUUCGAGAUCACAGAGUGUCAUGCCAAUGCAGUUUCACGGUGUGGUACCCGCUCUGUUCCAUAAUAUAUCGUCAUCAUUUCAUACUGCACCUUCAACUCAUUUGCACGAGAACCGUUAGCUUGAUAAAUAUUUACUUUUAAAAGGAUCUGGAGACCAUGUAUAGAGCUGUACAUAAGAAAUUGCACUUUUGGAAGACACUAUACCUUUCACUUAAUGGUAUUUGUGUUGCAGAGCCCAUGUGGCAAUUGAAUUUGAGAGUUGGUGCUAACUUGGGUAUCAUUGUAUUCUAAAGGUAGGCUCACCAUCAAUGGUCAAUGUUGGUAGUUUUUUAUUUUUGAAGUUGCUAGGUUUAACUUGAUGCAUUGGAGUUGUUAGUCCAAUAUUA
Molecule: messenger RNA, 2857 nt
Organism: Glycine soja
Lineage: Eukaryota; Viridiplantae; Streptophyta; Magnoliopsida; Fabales; Fabaceae
Product: protein FAR1-RELATED SEQUENCE 4-like
Exons: 4
Coding region: 359-2590 (743 amino acids)
Biological process (GO): regulation of DNA-templated transcription
Molecular function (GO): zinc ion binding
Source: RefSeq, a predicted model, not a curated record